GAGUGAUGGCUGCUCGGGGACUGCUGGCCAAUCCAGCCCUGUUUGCAGGCUACGAGUGCACCCCUUUGAAGUGUGUGUGGGACUGGGUGGACAUUGCCUUGGAACAUGGGACUCCUUUUACAUGCUUCCACCAUCACCUAAUGUACAUGUUGGAACGGAUCAGCUCUCAGCCAGAGAGGAUAUGGCUCCUUAUACAGAGAGCAGGGGGUCUUUUCUACUGACAGGCGUCAUCCCGACCGCGCUACGCUAGCCAGGAAGUUGCGCAGCGAACAACAUGCUGCGCCAAUGCGCCGUGGCCGCAGUAGAGAGCGCGACGGCGUGGUGCUGAGAGCGGGUCUCCGAUUGGACGCUGUAGCUGUUUUAGCCCUGCUGUUUAUUUUCGUACCACAGCGUCAUGGACUUGUUCGAAAGUGGCAAAGUUGUGAGAGUUUGCGCCCCAAUGGUCCGCUACUCGAAGCUGUCUUUCAGGUGUCUGGUGCGGAAAUAUGGCUGUGACAUGUGUUUCACGCCUAUGAUAGUUGCAGCAGAUUUCAUGCGUUCUGUAAAAGCCAGGGACAGUGAAUUCACCACUAACAGCUCUGAUCGACCUUUGAUCAUCCAAUUUGCUGCAAAAGAUGCUCAGACACUGGCAGAUGCUGCUUGUGUGGUUGCGCCCUUCUCUGAUGGUGUGGAUCUGAAUUGCGGCUGCCCUCAGAGGUGGGCUGUGGCAGAGGGCUAUGGGGCAUGUUUGAUUAAUAAACCACAGCUAGUGAAAGACAUGGUGAGACACGUGAAAAACCAAGUAGAGAAGCCCAACUAUGCAGUGUCCAUUAAGAUAAGAAUUCACAAGGACUUGAGGAAGACUGUGGACCUUUGUCAGAAGGUGGAGGCAGCAGGGGUGUCGUGGAUCACAGUCCAUGGGCGGACACCCGAGGAGAGGCAUCAACCAGUGCACUACGAUGCCAUCAAGACUAUUAAGGAUAGUCUGUCUAUUCCAGUCAUCGCCAACGGUGAUAUCAAGAACCUUCAAGAUGUGGAGUCCAUACACCAGCUCACUGGUGUGGAUGGUAUGCCUACUGAGAUGACUUUGCAGUGGACUGCAGUGGCUUUGUUCCUCUACGUUGAGAUCGGAAUCCUUGUUAUCCUCUGUCUGCCUUUCAUCUCGCCUCAGAGAUGGCAGAAGAUUUUCAACCUGAGCAUAUGGAACAGUAUUGGCCAUUUCUGGAACAAAGGAUUCCUGGCGAUGAUCAUCAUCCUCAUUGUUCUUUUUCUAGAUGCUGUGAGGGAGGUUAGGAAGUACUCUGGAACUCAGCCCAGUAAAGAAGCCAUGCCUAGCAUGUAUGAUCACUUGCAUAUGAAGCUUUUCAGAGCCCAGAGGAACCUGUACAUCUCUGGUUUCACCCUCUUCCUGUGGCUGGUCAUGCGACGAGUGAUCAUGCUGAUAAAUCAGCUGGCUGUGGCUAACAACACCAGCAAAGCUCUUCAUGCCCAGACAGAGGCAGCUAAUCAGGCUGCCAGGCAGUAUAUGGAAGACAUUGAGCAGCUCAAGCAGGCUCUUACAGAUGAUGCAGAGGGGGGAAACCGUGGACAGAAGAAUGAGCUUCUCAGAAAGGAGGUGCAGAAACUAACAGAGGAACUGAAGAUAUCUGAUGAAGCUCUGAAAAAGUCCACGUCAGAAGUUCAAGUCAUGAAGAAGCAGACAGAGAGCCUGACCAAAGAGUAUGACCGUUUACUUCAAGAGCACCAGAAAUUGCAGAAUCAGAUGGAGAUUGGCAAUAAGAAAGAUAUGUGAGCAAACCAGUCAGCUGGAAAACGGCACCAAAGUCAUCAUGGCACUACCCACUUUCCCCCAGGGAAUGGGAAUGUACAGUUUUACAUGGUGUUAAUUACAGCAAAUGUAGACUUUUUGGAGUUAAUUCCUUGGAUUUUUUUUCACAAUUUCUGCAUAAAUAAAUGCUUGAAAUCUAAAGUCACUUAGAGUGGGUUGAUGUAAAAUUCUCAAUUCUAAAUUGUCCACAGUGGUAGCAGUAAGAACCAGACAUCUCAAGAGUUUAACGUUUCUAAAAGCUCCUUCACAGAAACGGUAAAUGGUUUCAGAUGUCAGAUUUCAAAGACACUGGUUUUAUGAUGGUUUUGAGAAGGAUUUGUCCUCUAACAUGUUAAUAAAGACUCCAUCCAUGGUGGAGAGGCACAUUCAGGGUGCUGUAGGGCAACAUGGCACCCCCAAAAAAGCAUGUUUUUAAGAUUUAUCACUGUUCUUCAGUUGUCAAUGUUAAAUCUAAAAAUGUAGAAAGCACAUGUAGGUGCACUGGUGGUUUUAUAAUAAAUAAAAUGGAAACAUUUGUGUUGUAGACAUCACGACUUCCGUUUUUUAUCACCACCACUGUAAAGAAAGUACAAGUGGGUGUGUUUCCUCUACAGUGAUCCAGUUUGCCCCAAAACACCCUGAAUUCUUUGAUCACUUUUUGGUGGAAUUUCUGUUUAAAUACAACACAAAAACGUGUUGUCCUUGACGGAAUGCACAGAGUUCUUUUUUAACUUGGCUGUUUUGAAAGUGUAGGUACAAAAGUGAUGCUGGAUGUAAUCUUUGAUACAUUUAAAUGUAUAGGUUCUGUUUGAUGCAUGUUUUCAGGUUGUUUUUUUGUUUUCUCAGCAUAAAUCCUAGGAAAAGACUCAUUGCCAAAGUCAAAGGAAAUCAAAUAGAGUUACUACUUCAAUGGUUUGAGUUCAUCUUUUUAUAUUUGUGUAAUGGAGUUUUUUUAAUGGUUGUAAAACAAAGCAGCAAUUCCCAGUAAGAGUUGUUUUUAAUGAACUUUAAUUAAGAUGAAACUAUAUGUACAGGUACAACAAAUAAACAUCACAAUGAAACCAUU
Messenger RNA from Pygocentrus nattereri (red-bellied piranha), 2852 nucleotides. RefSeq names its product dihydrouridine synthase 4-like (S. cerevisiae) (gene dus4l). Gene Ontology annotation, biological process: tRNA processing. The record is from RefSeq and is a predicted model, not a curated record. The transcript is spliced from 12 exons. NCBI's taxonomy places the organism in Eukaryota, Metazoa, Chordata, Actinopteri, Characiformes, Serrasalmidae. Gene Ontology annotation, molecular function: flavin adenine dinucleotide binding; tRNA dihydrouridine synthase activity. Bases 395 to 1771 code for a protein of 458 amino acids.